Molecule: messenger RNA, 1956 nt
Organism: Vicia villosa (hairy vetch)
Lineage: Eukaryota; Viridiplantae; Streptophyta; Magnoliopsida; Fabales; Fabaceae
Exons: 4
Coding region: 1-1956 (651 amino acids)
Biological process (GO): DNA repair; telomere maintenance
Molecular function (GO): DNA helicase activity
Source: RefSeq, a predicted model, not a curated record
AUGAUGUUGACUGUGGUUAAGGGACCUUCUACUUAUGAAGAUAUUCGCAGAGUUAGCGACAUACAAUAUGAUACUUUUAGGGAUGCAUACUUUGCAAUGGGAUUCCUUGAAGAUGACCGAGAAUACAUAGGGGCGAUUAAGGAAGCAAGUGAAUGGGGUUCGGGUCAUUUUCUCCGCAAGUUUUUCGUAGUGAUGCUUUUGUCCGGCGCUGUUAAUAGGCCUGCUCAUAUUUGGAAUGAGACAUGGACACUGUUGGCUGAUGGCCUGCUUCAUGAACAGAGACAGAUAGUUAACAAUGCAGAUUUGGUGUUGACUGAAGAACGGUUGCUGAAUUUGACAUUAACUGAGAUUGAAAAACUGCUGCAAGCAAAUCGAAGAACCCUCCACGACUAUAAACCAAUUCCAUAUCCAGACGGGUACGUUCUACAGCAGUUAGGGAACAGGCUAAUAUACGAUGAACAAAGUUAUGAUGUCUCUGCAAUGCGUACCGAAUUCACCCGCCUUUCCAAUGUUCUAACAGAUGAGCAAGGGAAAAUAUUUGAAAAAAUAAUGACCGCUGUCCAAGCUCAAAACGGUGGUGUGUUCUUUCUACAUGGUUACGGUGGAAUCGGUAAAACAUACAUGUGGAGAACGCUUGCAAGUGCAUUGAGGUCCAAGCAUGUUAUAUGUUUAACCGUUGCAACGAGUGGAAUAGCCUCUCUAUUAUUGCCUGGUGGUAGAACUGCACAUUCGAAAUUCAAAAUACCUGUCCCAACAAUGGAUAAUUCUACCUGCAAAAUCGACUAUGAUGAUGACGUUGCAGACCUUCUAAGACAGACAAAGCUAAUUAUAUGGGAUGAAGCACCCAUGGCACACAAGCAUGCUUUUGAAUCACUCGACCGAACUUUGAAGGAUGUGAUGCGUACAUACGGUAAUUCAAAGGAAAUCUUUGGUGGAAAGGUGGUCGUCUUCGGUGGUGAUUUUCGACAGAUUUUGCCCGUUGUACCCAAAGGAAGUCGUUCCGAUAUCGUACACUCUGCGAUAAAUGCUUCUUACAUAUGGUGGUCGGUUGAAGUUUUGACUUUGACACAGAACAUGCGACUGCAAUCCGGCCCAAAUGAACAUGAAAAGAAAGAAAUAGCAGACUUCUCAAAGUGGUUGUUAGACAUUGGUGAAGGAAAGGUCUCUGAGCCAAAUGACGGGUUUGCCGACAUUGAACUGCCACCAGAACUUUUGAUAACGGAUUACACCGAUCCAAUUGUAGCCAUAGUCAAUAGUACUUACCCUGAUUUCGUACAGAAUUACCAAUCUAACAACUACCUCAAAAGUCGCGCGAUACUUGCUUCUACAUUAGAAGUUGUUGAUCAAAUCAAUCGUCACGUGCUUGAUUUAAUGCCAGGUGACAUGAAGGAAUACUACAGCUCAAACACUGUGGACAGGUCCGAGAUUCAUGACACCAAUGUGGUCGACAUCCUCACACCAGAGUUUCUUAGUUCACUAACUACUUCGGGGUUACCUAACCACCACAUUUUCCUGAAGGUAGGAACGCCUGUUAUGCUUAUGCGUAACAUAGAUCAGUCGGAGGGUUUGUGUAACGGAACAAGGGUGAUGAUAACUAAGAUGGCCAACCAUGUUAUAGAGGCAAAAAUCAUGGCUGGAAAAGGUUGUGGUAAUAUGGUAUACAUACCAAGAAUGGACAUGUCUCCCUCUCAGUCCCCUUGGCCUUUCAAACUUAAACGGCGUCAAUUUCCAAUAGUUGUUUCGUAUGCAACGACGAUAAAUAAAUCUCAAGGACAAUCUCUGGAUACAGUUGGACUUUAUUUGCUGAGGGACGUAUUCACUCAUGGACAAAUCUAUGUAGCACUAUCAAGGGUCACAACGAAACAAGGAAUAAAAAUAUUUAUAUAUGAUCAAAACAACCGGCUAAAGUCGACUACGACAAACGUCGUGUACAAAGAGGUUUUCAACAACAUAUAG